Molecule: messenger RNA, 2134 nt
Organism: Acromyrmex echinatior (Panamanian leafcutter ant)
Lineage: Eukaryota; Metazoa; Arthropoda; Insecta; Hymenoptera; Formicidae
Product: translation initiation factor eIF2 assembly protein
Cellular component (GO): cytoplasm
Source: RefSeq, a predicted model, not a curated record
GUUCUUUUUAUUGUGCGGAGCCUCUUACACAUACGGAGUACAUUACACAACUCACGUUUUGACUAACCAUCGAACGAACCCAGCACUAAUUCCGAGACGAAUCGAUUUUGUUUGAUUCUGAUUAUAGUGAUUCUAUGUCUGCUAUCAAAAUCUCACUACAAAUGCUUUGAAGUGUUUGGUUGACCAAUUAGAAAAAAGAAUUUUACAAAUUGACCAAUCAAAAGUGCUUUAAAGUUUUUGUAGCAUCGCGUUGACCAUAUCCUAUGUCAUGUAACCCAGCAGAACCCUCUGGUAAUUGAUUUGAUUCUACAAUAAAUUGCACCAAAUCUGUUCCAGGAAGAUCAAUUUGUGGUUAAGUUGAUGAAAAUUUAAUGAGAUUCCAAUAAUCUUUUAUAAAACAUAAUUUCGUAUAAAUUACAAAACAUCUGAGAAAAAUGGUGAAUGAUUUAAAACUAGAGUGCUCCUUUUCUUCUUGGUAUCCAAUAUUCAAGAAAGAUUCCUUAGAGGCUAGAAUUCUUCAUAUUCCCGAUGAGGUUUUAAAAUAUUUGGAGCAUGAUACAUUUGUAUUGCCUCUUGAGGCAGCGAAAUCUUUACCGAAGGAUUCUGAAUGGGCUGACGGAUCACCAGUAACAUGCGAAGAAGAAGAAACGGAUUAUCAACCGACAUUCCCUGAAUUUAGUCAACAAAUACAGGAAAUAUUAGAUGAAUACGAUGCAGUAUUUGUCAAAACAAAUUGGAGUACACCUGCGGAUGCUAUGUGGGUUGCGCCCACAAAAACUCUCAAAUGUAACACGCUAGAAGAGAUCUAUUUGUUAUUGAAAAGCUCUGAUAGGAUUGCCAAAGAUCUGAACAUCGUAAAAUCUUCAAAGGACUGCGAAAAGCCUUUGCCAUUCUGUCUAGUGUUGAAACAAUGGCGGGAUAUUAAUCCUUGCACAGAAUUUCGCUGCUUUGUUAUAGAUAACGAACUCAUUGCUAUAAGUCAGAGAGAUAUAUCGCAGUACCAUAGUUCCAACGAGUCACAAAAAUAUGACAUACAGACGGAUAUCAAGAGCUUGUUUUUAGAGCGCAUCAAAGGCAGAUUUCCAUUGCGUAAUUAUUCCUUCGAUGUUAUACGAUAUAAGAAAGAUAAAGUAAAAAUAAUAGAUUUUGGUGCAAUGGAUGUAGCAUCUACGAAGGAAACACUUUUCACGUAUGACGAAUUGCUAAAUCAUAUUGAAAACACGCCAGAAUUCCGUUUUAUUGGGGAGGAAAUAGGUAUUCAGCCAAAGCCGCCAAUGCAAUUUUGUAUUCCGCAAGAGAUCAGCGAGUUUUUCCAAUCAAGAGAUAAUGUGACGUUGCUGGACCUUAUUCAGAGAGAAGUGGAAAGUCAACGGAAAGAGCAUGAAAAAGAAAAUGCUAACGUUUCAGAAAGUACUUGAUGUAUAUAUAACGUAUAAAUAAAUAUUUUCCUUAUAUAUAAACAUCAGCUGUAACUCUUUUACUCACAUGUAUAAGGGAUACAAAACUUAAGAGAGCCUGUUUAAAUCCUACAUUUUGAGAUCAUUCGAUUACAUCUCAGUGCCAAAAGGAAUAAUCGAACUUGUUCAAUUAUUUCGCUCCUUCUAAGUUAUCAAAUUCUGUUGGUUUCUUCAUUCCGGGUUCGAUAGACGUUACAAGAAAUUCAGAAUUACCUGCAUGCAAUACAGAUCAUAUCAUGAUCUGUCGAUUGAGUUGAAGCCGAUAAUUUUUGUAGUGUGUCAUGAUACAAUCUGAAGCUUUCGAUUUAUGUAAAUGUAUAUAAGUAAAUGUAAUUAAAUGCUCUUGAUCACCAAAUCGCUCCUGUAUUUUGGGAUGCGACGCAUCUGCGUGUCUAUGUGUAUAUGUGAAUGAAUGUACACCGACAGGAUAUUUAAAUACAGAACUUUCACUUUUAUUCUGCCAGACUCUCUUUUUCUAUCAUUACAUUACAUAAAACGAUUAAAGGCUAUCCUACCGCUUGAAAGAAUUAUCAUAAUAUUGCAGUAUUUUUCGAGCCAUCGGCCUUUUUACCGAGCGACGUCCCUUAUAUAGAAAAUAUGUCUUGUUUAUGUACAAUAUGCAAUCCUUAAUACUUCAGUUUUGAAAAAGGAUCCCCGAUAUAUGUACCUCCGGACAA